This is a messenger RNA of Chionomys nivalis (European snow vole), 1236 nucleotides long. RefSeq names its product synaptobrevin homolog YKT6-like. Gene Ontology annotation, cellular component: Golgi apparatus. The transcript has a single exon. The record is from RefSeq and is a predicted model, not a curated record. Lineage: Eukaryota; Metazoa; Chordata; Mammalia; Rodentia; Cricetidae. Gene Ontology annotation, molecular function: SNAP receptor activity. The coding region runs from base 92 to 586 and encodes 164 amino acids. Gene Ontology annotation, biological process: endoplasmic reticulum to Golgi vesicle-mediated transport.
UCAGCAGCCCGCCGCGGCUGUUCUGAAGGACGGCGGCCGCGCUCCCGUAAGCGGGUCUGGGGUCCAGCCGGCGGCCCGAAGGCGCGGCGCCAUGAAGCUGUACAGCCUCAGCGUCCUUUACAAAGGCGACCCCAAAGCGGUGCUGCUCAAAGCCGCGUACGACGUGUCUUCCUUCAGUUUCUUCCAGAGGUCCAGUGUUCAGGAAUUCAUGACCUUUACCAGUCAGCUGAUUGUGGAACGCUCAACAAAAGGCAGCAGAGCCUCUGUCAAGGAACAAGAGUAUCUUUGCCAUGUCUAUGUCUGGAAUGACAGUCUUGCAGGUGUGGUCAUUGCUGACAGUGAAUACCCUUCGAGAGUGGCCUUUACCUUGCUGGAGAAGGUACUAGAUGAAUUCUCCAAGCAGGUCGAUAGGAUAGACUGGCCAGUAGGGUCACCUGAUACAAUCCAGUACACAGCUCCGGAUGGUCACCUUAGCAGAUACCAGAACCCCCGAGAAGCUGAUCCCAUGAGUAAAGUACAAGCUGAACUGGACGAAACCAAAAUCAUUCUGGCCCGGAAACAAAACUCAUGCUGUGCAAUCAUGUGAUGUGGCCCACAGAGGCAGGCGCUGGAUCGUCGUGUCACGUCAGAACUGCAACUCCUGCAGAUGAAGCGAUACCCUGAAGAUCUGGAGCCAGGCAGACUGGCUGUUUUUAUUUUGACGUCCUCAAGAGGAAUGGAGGGAUGACUUAAGGGUGGGAACAUUGACGUUCACAUGUGUGACUGUGACUUCGGGAAAGAAUUUGAGGUCCUCAAAGAUGUAAUGUUGGGAAAAUGAAACCAUAAACUCUAAGUGCCUCUUAUAGGUGCUGAAGGGCUUAUUCUCAGCUAACCCUGGAAGGCUCUGUGGGAGGGAAUCUUUUUCCUGAUCCUUGAUGCGACUUAGGAUUUCAUUUGUGCAUUAACGAUAUUAACUCUCCAGUGAAUGGGGUGGGGGGAGGGGGUCUCGGGUGAUAGGGCUGGGUGGGCAGAGUUUGAACACUCCGGAAUUCUAGUCUCUUGCACUGUGGGGGCUGGGAGAAGCUCACCAUGAGUGAGGACUGUCACAGUGGUCACUGGAUCUCCUCUGUUUGACUGUCUGCUAGAAUUGGCAUCUGCCAGGAACAGGGCCCAUCCUAAGUACCUUCGUCCAGUACCACAAACUUGUGGGAGGUACUUAGAAUGGGCUAGAAGGGCAAGAUGUGUGAGUUGUGGUUU